AUGAAGUGAUCGACCAUGCGAAAGAGUUGGCCAUCGAGCUGAGAGCCCAAGUCGAAGGGUGACUCACAGUUCUUGGCUUUCAUUAACAAUUUUCAAAUGUUCAGUGGUGAUCGAGAUUUCGAAGCGGAACGUCGUCGCAUAAAAGUUUUCAUGAGCCACCGAAUGAGAGAGUCCGCCGAGUAUUUCAUGGUGAGCGGACAGCUCAAACUUUUUUGAAUGAUUUGUUUUUGAAGGAUAAGUUUGGAGAAGCAUGGAAGACUGAAAAGAUUGCAAUCGACAAAAUGAGUGUUCUGCGGAAAUAUUUGAUCGACGAACUGGAGAAGAUUGAUGAGCAGGAGCGAGAAGAACAAGAAGAACAAGAAGAAGAGCAGGAGUCGGACAAGAAUGAAUGA
Messenger RNA from Caenorhabditis sp. 36 PRJEB53466, 392 nucleotides. NCBI's taxonomy places the organism in Eukaryota, Metazoa, Nematoda, Chromadorea, Rhabditida, Rhabditidae. The record is from the annotation of a GenBank genome assembly.